ACGCCUGUGGAGAGCUGGGCGCUGAGCGAAGUAUUCUCACUGUUGCUUACAGGGCGCAUGUGGCGGCAGAGAGCUGCUGAAUGAAACCAAGCAGAGAACCAGGAGAAACUUUUUUUUUGCUACAUGGAGUAACCACGCUGUUUUUCAUCGGUAAAUUAGGUGUGUAAAGUUGUGAAAGUUGGACGCCUGACAGGAAAUUUCCAAGCAUGGACUGAGCGGCAGGAAUAUCGAGGAGGAUUCGCUUUCUUGCCCGCUAAUUUGUCUGCACAAGCACCGGCUGCGGAAAAAUUGGAUACUUUACUAAAACUUCGCUGUAAGGAGGAGUAAACCAGAGCUGAGUGACCGAAGAGUUGUACACAGAGCACGGUUGUAUCCAGAACUAUGUGUGUUUAAACCCAAGCUGCUGGGAGGUCAAGAGGUGAGAUGCCUCUAUAAAACACCACUGGAAACAAAUGCUCUGCCGCCAUGCCUCUGGGGAUGGUGCGUCUUUCAUUGUCAGCAGUCAAAACGCUGCUUUCUCUCCUGCUGCUGGCCACUGGCUGUCCCUUAAUUUUAUUUCCUAUAGGCACUGUCCAAGGAUCAGACUCAUUCCCAUCCAAUUUUUAUCCUACGUUUAUCCGAAAUGACACUCUGUUUGAGCACCUGGCCCUGCAUCCUUACCCCGACGUGGGUCGGGUCUACGUCGGGGCCCGAAAUCGCCUGUUCCAGUUGGAUCCCUUCCUCCAACCUGAGCUACAGGAUGACACAGGCCCCGUCACAGACAGCCGGGAUUGCUUACCUCCUGUAACUGAGACAAACUGUCCUCAGGCCCGAGAAACUAGCAACCACAACAAGCUCUUGUUGGUCAAUCCUUACUCUAUGGAACUUAUAACCUGCGGCAGUGUCAACCAAGGAAUUUGCCAGAAGCGUAGCCUGGAUUCUGUGGAUCAAGUGCUUUUUUCCACAGAGAGGCCGGUUGAUACUCAGUACGUAGCGGCUAAUCACCCUAAUGUUAGUACUGUUGGGCUUGUGGUUCGCUCUCAUCCUGACAAGCAGCCUGUUUUGUUUGUGGGUCGGGGUUACACCAGCAGCCAUCCGCCUAUUUCCACGCGAAACCUUGCCCAGGAUCCCAUCUUUUCCUACGAAGAGACUGCCAAGUUGGCCGUGGCUGGCCGCCUCUCAGAGUACGAUCAUAAUUUUGUUGCCUCGUUCGCCCACCGUCAGCACGUGUACUUCCUUUUCUACAGAAGGGACCUAAAGUCGCCAUCGCGCGAGUACCGUACCUACAUCUCUCGCGUGUGUUUGGAUGAUCAGGCCUAUUACUCCUAUGUGGAAGUACCGCUGACAUGUCGUUCAAGGACGGGUAAAAUUUACAAUCUCUUGCAAGCUGUCCAGCUGGGCGUGUCCAAAGAAGACUUAGGGGGCCGGGGUUCAGAGACUCUAGUUGGUGUUUUCUCCACUCGUUUGGCUUCAACUCGGCCCAGUGAGGAGUCGGCUCUUUGCGUGUUUAACCUUGAAGAUGUAGACCACAGGAUCAACUCCACCAGAGACUUUUGCUAUACACAGAUGGGUAAAGAAGCAGGAGUGGAGGCAGCCUACAUUGAAUAUGACGUCAAAUCCAACUGUGCCAAUCUGCCAGAGAAUACCCUGGAUGCCUACCCCUGCGGCUCCGACCACACCCCCAGCCCCAUGGCCAGCCGGAUUCCUGUGGAAGUAGAAACCAUAUUAGACAGCCCUUCUGCCCGCCUUACUGCUGUGGCUGUCAGCAGCAGAGUGGGACAUACCAUCGCCUUCCUGGGAGACUCCAAAGGGAACUUACACAAGGUGUUCUUGGGGCCAAACGGUGAGGUUGAGGAGUACUCUGUGACCCCCAUACAGCAGAAUGCAGCCAUCAGCUCAGACCUCAUCCUGGAUCAGAAACAGGAACAUCUCUUCAUCAUGACCCAUAACAUGCUGCAGAAGAGGCCAGUGGCUGAGUGUCAGCAGCAUCCAGACUGCCACUCCUGUCUCUUGGCCCACGACCCUUACUGUGGCUGGUGUGUCCUGGAGGGAAGGUGUGUGUUGCAGUCACAGUGUGCUCGUGGGAGCUACCCAGGGCAAUGGUUGUGGAGUUUUGACAUGGAGCAGCAGUGUUUGGUGGUCCAGGACCUCGUCCCCUCCAAUCUGAGCAGGGAGGAGAGCAAGAUGGUGUCUCUGUCCAUCCCAAGACUUCCAGUGUUAGAAAACGGGGAGUCGUACUCUUGCUACUUCCAGGACAGCCACACUCCUGCUACCAUCACAGAGACCGGGGUCACCUGCCGUUCUCCCGACACCAGCAGGGUGCCUUUGGUUUUUCGAGGACAAGAUUUUGUCACAGUCACCUUGUCUCUACGUUUUGGCAACGUCACGGUCACGGCAAGGGAUUUCACCUUCUACGACUGCACAGCCGUUAAGCAGCUGUCUGGCAGCCAGCCAUGCCGCGGUUGUGUUUUAAGCCGAUGGGGCUGUAACUGGUGCGUCCACCAGCAUGCAUGUACCCACAAGCCCACCUGUGAGGAGGGAGUGAUCAUCUACAACCAACACUUUAAACUACCUACCUCCUCUCCUCCUACAACCAAAGCUAUUAAAGUCAUCACAGCCACCACUACCACAACAGCUACCCCCACAACUCCUCCUACCACACCAACUACUGCCACGACGAAGACAACAACAACAACCGCAGCCGCCAUCACCAUAGCUACCACUAAGGAGUUAACAACUCCUACUCUUUCAUACACCAGUACCAGCCAUGAGACAACCCACCCGGGCACGACCCUGCCCCCUCAGCCUCCCACUCUACCACCCAGCACCUCUCCAGGCCUGGAGGUCACCACCAGAGAAGAAGAAGAGAGUGAAGCCUCUGAGACUGUCACACACAGUGACUGGGAAGAUGCUGUAGCUACACAGAGUGUCACGAUGGCCACGGCAGAGCUGAUGCCCGUCACCGUGGCUGAUGGUCUUAGUGGGGACCUGGACCCUGUCGUGCCUCUGAUGAUCCCAGACUCCUCGCCACCGGAGGUGGUGACGGCCUUACCCCCCAGCGAACGGCAGGCAGCCAAAGAAGCGCUGACCCUUGCAGAGGCUCCCACCAUGGUGCUGCCUGGCUUUCCCCCGCCCACACUUUUCCAUAUGGGUGAACCGGCUGAUUCUGAGCCUUCCCUUUACUUGGACUCGACCCAGACACCCACACUGGUACCACUGCAAGACGUGCACACUGAGGCAGGAAGCCCAACUGCUGAUUCUGAGGUGCCCCUCUGGCGAAAGGAAGCAGAAAACUACACUGAGGGUGCUGUCCAGGCAGAAAAUGACACGGCUACAUUUUCAGCUGCCACCGUGCUCUCAGGUGAUGGGGAGGUUGACCGCAUGUCCCAGUCCUACCCGCCCCAGUUGCUGAAUGCUGACUCAGAGCUGGACUACCAGUAUGAUUCAGCUGAUGGCUUCCUCCCGGGGGACGAGGGCUCGUAUGUCAGCUGGGGUUCCUCAGCUUGUCCGUGCGUUGAGAAGGUCCAGGGUUCGUCACUGCUCCCUGUCAGAGUGGAGAGAAAGAUCACUUUACUGGCACAUAACCUCCAUCUGUAUCAGGAUGCAGAGCUGGACUACGAGUGUGUGUUGGUUAUUGAAGGGCAGACGGUGGUGGUAGACGCCUACGUGGAGCCAGAUGACAUGAACCCAUCAAGCUUUGACAUCACAUGUCAGCUACACCAGUACACAUACUCUGCCCCAGUGCAGGAGUAUAAUGCAUUGGUGUAUGUGAAGAGGAGGGACACCUUCCAUGUAGACACUUCUCGUGAUCUCUACGUGACUCUGUACAACUGCUCUGUGGGUCGAUCUGACUGCAGCCGUUGCCACACAGCAGACCCAAAAUACGGCUGUGCGUGGUGUGGUGGUCCCAGGGCCAGCUGCCUGUUUUCAAACUCCUGCAGUGAACCUGUGCAGCAGACGUGCCCUGCUCCCGUCAUACACUCUGUCGACCCACUCUCUGGGCUGUUGGAAGGAGGCACCAUGGUGACCAUCUCCGGCUCCAACCUGGGUCAGAAGGCUGAAGACAUCGUCCAGUCUGUGUUAGUAGCUGACGUGCCCUGCACAGUGAUUUCCAACCUGUAUGAGGUCUCCUCUAGAAUUGUGUGCAUGACCAAAGCCAGCGGAUUAAAGACGAACCAUGUGUCUGUGAGAGUGAAUGGAGGAGAAUUUGGCCUCUCCAGACAGAAAUUCAGCUACCAGAACCCAGUUGUGAGAGGAGUGUCACCUGAAAGAGGCCCCAAGGCGGGGGGAACAUCCCUGAACAUCACUGGCCAAAACCUUCUAACGGGUCGCCCCGCUGACCUUACCAUCACUGUCGGGGACGUCCCCUGUAACAUUGUAUCAGAGGUGCAGAGUGACAGUGUUCAGUGUGUGACGGGGAGCAGUAAUAAAACAGGAGACCACCAGAUCACCCUGCAUUACGGCAGCAUCCAGCGUCACCUCAGCAGCCCCGCCUACCACUACACCAACAACCCCAACAUCACCCGUGCCGAACCAGCCAGGAGCUUCCUGCAUGGCGGUCGACUGAUCAAGCUGUCUGGAUCCAACCUGGAUGUGGUGCAGGAGCCCCGAAUGGUGGUGACUCUCUCCCGCUUCCAGUCGGUCGGCCAAAACAAGAAGAGGAAGCGGCGGAGGAAGAGGAGCAAAGGAGAGCAAUGGAAGAAAACCCUGGGAAGGUCGGUUAGGAUGGUUCCUGACCCCGUCUGUCCCGGAGACCAAUUCUGCUCCGUCAAACAGUUCGUUGAGCGCUGUGAGGUAAACUCCUCCUCCCUCAUCCUGUGCCGCUCUCCGAUGGUGGACUCCACCAUCUGGUGGUCACAGGUCACAGUGGAGUUCUUGCUAGACAAUCUGCGCUUUGACUUCAGCAGUUUGAACUCUGAGCCAUUCAGCUAUGAGCGUAACCCCACCCUGCAACCCCUGAACCAACAGGACCCUCUUAAGGCAUAUCGCUAUAACCCAGGCAGCUUCAUCCAGCUGGAGGGGGAACACCUGGACCUAGCCAUCACUAAAGAGGAGGUGGUGGUGUUGAUUGGAGAAGGUGUAUGUGCGGUGAAAACCCUGACCAGUAACCAUCUGUACUGUGAGCCACCACCACAGCAGCCUGCACCAGGACCAAACGGCAAGAAGCGAGAGGGCUCUGACAAUCUCCCCGAAUUCACUGUCCAGAUGGGCAACCUGAACUUUUAUCUCGGCAAGGUUCAGUACGACAACCUGAGCCUGUCCACCUUCCCACUAGAGGCUCAGAUUGGAGUUGGAGUUGGAGCCUCCAUAGUGGUCCUCAUUGUGCUCAUAAUUGUGCUUAUUUACAGGAGGAAGAGUAAGCAGGCUCUUAGGGACUAUAAGAAGGUCCAGAUCCAACUGGAGAACCUGGAGACCAGUGUGAGGGACCGCUGCAAGAAAGAGUUCACAGACUUGAUGACGGAGAUGAUGGAUAUGUCCAGUGACCUGGUCGGCUCAGGCAUCCCCUUCCUGGACUACCGUAUGUAUGCCGAGCGCAUUUUCUUCCCCGGCCACCGAGAGUCUCCUCUGAGACGAGACCUGGAUGUUCAGGAGUGUCGGCGGCAGACGGUGGAGCAGGGCCUGGUGCAGCUUUCCAACCUGCUCAACAGCAAGCUGUUCCUCACCAAGUUCAUCCAUACCCUGGAGAGCCAGCGGACCUUCUCCCCCAGAGACCGAGCCUACGUGGCUUCGCUGCUGACGGUGGCGCUUCAUGGCAAGCUGGAGUAUUUCACAGACAUCCUUAAGACACUUUUGAAUGAUCUGGUGGAGCAGUAUGUGGCCAAGAACCCCAAACUGAUGUUACGAAGAACAGAGACGGUGGUGGAGAAGCUGCUGACCAACUGGAUGUCUAUCUGCCUCUAUGCUUUCCUCAGGGACUCAGCGGGGGAGCCUCUGUACAUGCUGUUCAGGGCCAUAAAGCACCAGGUAGAUAAAGGACCGGUGGAUGCUGUUACUGGCAAAGCAAAGUACACCCUGAACGACAACCGCCUGCUGCGAGAGGACGUAGAGUACAAAACCCUGACACUGAAUGUGUUGGUGCAGGGUGGAGGGGUCAAUGAGACCCAGCCUGUGCCCUCCAAAGUACUGGACUGCGACACCAUUACCCAGGUGAAAGAGAAGCUACUGGAUCAGGUGUACAAAGGCACAUCCUUCUCACACCGGCCGCACGCCGAGUCGCUGGACUUGGAGUGGAGGUCGGGCGUUGCCGGUCAUCUCAUCCUGUCAGACGAGGACUUGACAUCUGUGGUUCAGGGUAGCUGGAAACGCCUUAACACGCUUCAGCAUUACAAGGUCCCAGAUGGCGCAACGGUGGCACUGGUCCCUCGUCAUACCAAACACAUUCACCAUGACAACCACGACUACAUAGCAGGAGAGAAGACGCCAAUGCUGGAGGAUGCAGAUGAAGGUGGAGUGAGGCUGUGGCAUCUGGUAAAAGCCAGUGAGGAGCCCGAGUUGCCCAAACACCGCAGAGGCAGCCUGAGGGAGAGAGAGAGGGCCAAGGCUAUCCCUGAGAUCUACCUGACCCGCCUGCUGUCCAUGAAGGGGACGCUACAGAAGUUUGUGGACGAUCUUUUCACGGUGAUCCUGAGCACGAGCCGUCCUGUCCCGCUCGCCGUCAAGUACUUCUUCGACCUGUUGGAUGAGCAGGCAGCACAACAUGGCAUCUCUGACUCAGAGACCAUCCAUAUUUGGAAGACCAACAGUCUCCCUCUGCGUUUCUGGAUCAAUAUUGUGAAGAAUCCCCAGUUUAUCUUCGACAUCCAGGCAUCUGACCACGUGGAUGCCGUGCUCUCUGUGAUCGCCCAGACCUUCAUGGACUCGUGCACGAUUGCAGAGCACAAGCUGGGCCGGGAUUCGCCCAUCAACAAGUUGCUGUAUGCCAGAGAUAUCCCCCGCUACAAACAGAUGGUGGAAAGGUACUAUGCUGACAUCAGGCAGACCAUCUCAGCCAGUGACCAGGAGAUGAACUCUGCUCUAGCUGAACUGUCCAGGAACUAUUCGGGAGAACUGAACUACCUGGUGGCUCUGCACGAGCUCUACAAGUACAUCAAUAAAUACUACGACCAGAUCAUCACGGCGCUGGAGGAGGACACCACAGCCCAGAAGAUGCAACUCGGCUAUAGACUGCAGCAGAUUGCUGCUGCUGUGGAGAAUAAAGUCACUGACUUAUGAUGGAGGCGAAAUGUGUCAGCUGUACUGCAGUAGCACCUGCCACUGUUACAGGAAACAGCUCGGGCACGCUGGCAGUUAACUUUAACGGACAGAGGGGAAGAUGGACUCUUGAGGAGGAUGUUUUUUGUUGUUUAAAUUAGAGCUCACAUCUCAGCAGCCUUUGUGUUUUGGUGACUGCUGACAGUGGUUGACAGUGCGGACACUGUGAGCUUCCUGUAGUGCAGGACAGUGAAAAGCUCAGUGGAUGCUUUUAAAAAAAAAAAAAAAAAAGGUCAGUCUGACCCGCUGUCGCUCUGCUCACUUCAUGAAAAAGAGAUGGUAGCAGUGUGUGUUUUAUCUCUACAGUAUAUGUGCUGGAGUCAAAAGGUAGCUGGUGGACAGCCGGGUCUGCAGACUGAAAGUAGGAAUCUUCCAUCACUGUGGAGUCCGUUUGAUGAAGCGGUACCUCUUAUGCCUUGUGUACUUUGCUGCUGUAUGGUUAUUUCUUGGUGUGUGUCUGGUGCUUUAUAUAUAGAUGUGUGAGUGUGCGUGCAUGUGGUUGUCCAUAUUCUCGUGGCUAUUAAACUGCAUCGUGUAUUGCCACGUUUUAUGUUUCUAGUACAAAGUGGUGAAGUAACUGGUUCUUAUAUUUUGGAUCUAAGAGUGAAGAGUAUUUUGAAAAGAGAGACCUGAAUUUUAAGGUUAUGUUUUUCACAUUUUAGAACUUGUAGUCACUGCUCAAAGCAACAUUUUAAAGUCGCUGCCACGCUCUACCUCAGCCUGCCGUCUUUCAUCAACUGCUCUUAUUUUCACUGGUAGAAGCUGCCUAAUUACUGCUUAGUUAACUUGGCCUGUUACACAUUUGUCUGUAUUGAUGUAAAUGUUGUGUGAUUUGUAAUACGAUUUUUUUAAGCAGAGCAGCAGCACAGCCGAGGUGCUGCAGAUUCACACUCAGUUGCUAACUAGUGUGACAAAUACUUUGCUGGAAGGUUAAAAAAAACAAUGACCCAAUUUUUUUUUUUUCCCCUUAGCAAUCCAACUAUACCGUACUGUAGGAACACAAGCUGAUAUAUGGUUAUCAGCCCCAGCAGCAAAAACACUCACGUAUACCUUUCAGGCAGGUCCAUCUACCAGUACUGCAGCACCGCACACACCCACUGGACUGCUGUAAACACAGACACACACUUGUUUGUUAAUUCUUUACCCAUGUGAGAGAUUGGAAGCAGAAAGUGGUUUUUUUGAAGGUACUUAAACCUCACAUUAAACCUCACCCCAUUUUUGUUUCUUGAUUUUAUUCAUAUUUGUGUGGAUGUGUCUCUAGUGUACAAGUCACUGGAAAGUCAAUAGGAAAGCGAAAAGUCCCUCUGUUUAAAAGACAAGCCUUCAAACUGUUAAAGUGCAGUGUCGUGUGAACCACAGUUUUUAUAGUUUUUAUAUUUUGUACAUUUUAACAUUCCUUUUUAGACCUUGGACAUUGUAUAGAUCACACUCCUGGUGUGUGCAGUUCUUUAACUGGACAGUGUUUCGUGUGUUCCACAUAGACCUUAUAAAAGAUGGAUGAUGGUAGACUGACAACCUGAGGCCUUGAGUUUGUCAUAAGGUUGUUGCCUCUUUGAAGCUGGAAGUGGCUGUUUGUGGAUUUAAAAAAAGGCUGGAUGCCUAGCUACUAGCUGGAAACACCUAACUGCUUGAUUAACAAAGCAAACUAAAAAAGAACUGAUACAAAGAAGGUUCAAACAUCAUUGCUGGCGUUGGAAACUGUAUUCUGUACUCAGCGAUACAUGACAACCAAAUAAUAGUUGAUGUUUUUUGAAAGGGAGUCUGUAGACAGGAUGGUUUGUAGCCAUAUCCUGUAUAUAAAAGAUGUUGUCACCUCUGGCUUUGUAAAGCUCAAGUUGAGCAUUUUUCUUUUCUUUUCUUUACUUUUCUUUUCUUUUCUUACCAAGGGGCUGGAUUUGAUUGGUGCACUUAGGAGCACUAUAUGCUCAUCGGCUAAUGAUUCAUGAACUUCAACUUUUUUUAUUCAAUUGGACCUGAAACGAGCCCACGGCAUCACCAGGAGAGUGUUUUCUCAGACUCUUAUACGACUGGAUGCGUUUUUGCACCCAGAGCAGUCAACUCCUGCUGGCCAUUAGAAAAAAUAUUGGUUUAAGAGACAUGUGCCAUUGGCUUCAUUUUGCAGCCCCAGUGGCUACGUCCAUCUUUUAUAUACAGUUUGCAUUUGUAUUGGCAUCAAUGGUUUGCACUUAAAGGCAGUCACCAUGGCCCAGUGACUGCAUCUAUCUUUCUAUGUAGAGUUUAUGGUCCUGCAGUUGUGUGUGGCAUUUGAUCAACGUGAUCAAACUACUCCAGGCUCAGUAGAUGUUGCUUGUAGCGUAGCCGGGCUGGGUAUGGUUGGACAUAUUUUUUGAUGCUGGUUUUUGUGUUGAACUCUCUUUCUCCUUUAAUAUUUACAGCAGCUCUUUAUGUGGGAAUUUGUUUAGUUUCAGGUGAUUGUAGGAUUGGAAAUCAAUGGGGAAACAGAUUUUGACACAACUAUAGAAACGAUAUAACAGUUUGAGUAGUCUACAUGCGUAUUUUAUAAAGUGCACUUGAUUUUUGUUUUCUCAAAUCUGAUGUUGUUUAAUGUUUUAAUACACAAAGUACUACAAGUUGUAAAUUAGAGUAUCUACUACUGAAGUAUGCUAGUACCCAGUCCCAAAAAAAGGUGACAGUAGAAAAGACUUUUUCUACCCACCCUCCACUCAAAUGAAGAUUUAUCAGUUUGAGCCCGAAGUGUGUAAUUACCAGGGUCAGUGUGUCAGAAUGUGGGCCAUUUGUUACAACACUACAUAACACAGGUAAUAAUGACUUUUACAAACACAUGGAGUCUGUUCAUCUUGAGCUGAGAGCUCAGUGAUGAACAAAGAACCAUUGGGGGGAAUCCAGGCUGUAUAAAUUUGGCAAUGUAGAGCAGGCUCUGCAAGGAGCAGGUUUAGGAUGUUUCUUAUUUUGUGUGUUAAUAUCUUUGUACAUACUGAUUAAAGAUGCAGCUGUAGUGAUUUAACCUGUUUAAUAAGAGAAGGUGAACAUUCUCACAAAUGAAAUAAAGUAUUCUGAAAGCUG
Messenger RNA from Haplochromis burtoni (Burton's mouthbrooder), 10275 nucleotides. RefSeq names its product plexin b1b (gene plxnb1b). The record is from RefSeq and is a predicted model, not a curated record. NCBI's taxonomy places the organism in Eukaryota, Metazoa, Chordata, Actinopteri, Cichliformes, Cichlidae. Gene Ontology annotation, cellular component: semaphorin receptor complex. Bases 466 to 7191 code for a protein of 2241 amino acids. The transcript is spliced from 38 exons. Gene Ontology annotation, biological process: axon extension; regulation of cell shape; regulation of GTPase activity. Gene Ontology annotation, molecular function: semaphorin receptor activity; protein binding.